Molecule: messenger RNA, 1557 nt
Organism: Necator americanus (New World hookworm)
Lineage: Eukaryota; Metazoa; Nematoda; Chromadorea; Rhabditida; Ancylostomatidae
Exons: 1
Coding region: 1-1557 (518 amino acids)
Molecular function (GO): catalytic activity
Source: RefSeq, a predicted model, not a curated record
AUGGCGAAAGCUUCCCAUACAUUGCAAAAAGGUGCUGUCGUCCAGCACACCGCCAAAGCCCAUAACCUGAAAGGUCAACUGCCUGAAGGGAGUAUGGAAUCUUUGGCAACAACCAUUCGUUUCGUCACGCUGAACUGCCGAACACUAUCGAGUGAACUCCAACAAGCCGCUCUAUCCAGACUUCUGCGAUAUCUUUGUGUGCCUUUUGCUGCACUGCAGGAAACACGUAUGAGGGAUCGGCCCGUCAUCAGCAUCGAAAAUUACACCAUAUACUGCGGCGAUGCUGAUGAGAACAAAGUAGAUGGCUGCGCGAUAGCUGUGAGGAACGAUUACAAGAACCUGGUGGAGGAAUUUGGCUCAACGUCGUCUAGAUGCGCCUUUCUACGACUGCGGGAUCGCAGAGGACGUAAACUCUCGAUCGUAAGUGCUCACGCACCUACGGAAACUGCUGAGGACAACAGUAAGGACGCCUUCUAUGAUGAACUCAAUGCGUUGAUGUCUAAAAUACCAAACCAGCAGGUGGUCAUCGUCGGAAUCGACGCAAAUGCGAAGAUGGGACUCGAACAGACGCGCCUCAUCAUCGCUUCCACGUUUAAGAGGUAUCAUCGAUGCCAUCUGCUCACGUGGCAGGGGUCAACCCUUUUAACGCUUGAAGCGCAGCGCAAGUGGAAGAUGAGGACUCUUAAACUUCAGCUCGACUACGUUCUGGCGAGGAACAUUCCUCAGUCAAAUAUCCGAAAAUCUAGAGCUGUUUGGGACGUCGCGUUCGACUCUGACCACCGUCCAGUUCUUCUCAGUUUCAAGUUACGGUUCCGCAAGAGAAACCGAGAAGUUCCUCUUCAACCAAAAACCGACAUGGCAGGUCUGAAAGAUGAUGAAUGCAGAAGAAAAUUCCGCCAACGUGUGUCUAUUCAUGUUGGAGUACGAACCAGGAAGAAGCUUAGCGAUGCGGAUUCCUUCACAAAGUGCAUCCAGGACGCUGCAUGGGAAACGCUCCCGGUUCUGUUGCCGCGGAUGAAGUUUGCCUUUGCAUCUGCGGAAGCAAAAUCCACAUACAAUGCUGUAUGUGUCGCGCGCAGCGCUGGUGACUUCAACCAGGAAAAGCGUCUUAGAAGGAAGCUGCGUCGUCAGUUGCAACAAGACCGCGAUAACGAGUGGGCGUCAAGAGCGAUGGAGUUUGAGAAGGCGUGGGAGGACAGGAACCCGCGGAAAGCCUACGCUCUACUAAAACAGUAUAGCGGCAAAAUGAAAAGAUGUUCCCAUGUCCUCAACACUGUUAAUGGGGUGGCUGUCGGUGAAGCAACCCUUCCAAUUUGGAAGGAACACUUCAUGACCUUGCUGAACCGGCUAGCACCGUCAGCCCCUGAACUCGAACACGUUCAUAGACCGACAUACGCGGUUGACGAGGAGCCACCGACCGUGUCGGAGGUCCUGGUCUGUAUUCAGAAAAUGAAGAAUGGAAAAUCUGGCGGAGACGACGGGAUUAGCGCAGAAAUGCUAAAGCAUCUUCCUCCGUCUGGGAUUCGUGAGAUGACAAAGAUCAUCCGUUCAAUAUAG